GUGACACUUGUGACGUAAACAUAACCUAAAAAAUAACUAUUUACUGUCAAAUUACAUUUUGUUUAUUUAUCGAUUUGAGCAACAACAGAGUGGAUGGAAUAUUUGUACUUAUUUCGUAUUAAUUUCUUUUCAUGAAAUUAACAAUUUUUGAGGGAUGAACGAAAGUCAAAAACCCUUUGCUUGUACCAUUGGUGGGUGUGAAAUGACUUUUACCAACGAAGAUCACUUAAAUUGGCACCACAAAAAGCACGACAUGGUUUUAAAUUUGGGUUUGGCCAGCAAAAAUGCAGAAGUUGCUGAUCAAACUCCAACACCAACACGAUUUAUCAGAAAUUGUGAAGAAGUGGGUCUGUUCCAAGACUUGCAAAAUGUGAAUCCAUUUGAUGAGACUUUCAAGAAAGCCAUAGAGUCUGCAAAAUCGGGUACACUCCAUUUACCUGAGGCUGCAUCAAAUGAUGAUACUCUUCAUACUCCCCACAUUCUUCUAAAUCUUGAAAGCUCAAAUGAAAAAUAUUCGGAUAACAGAAAUGACGUACAGUUAACUCACUUUAGUGUUAAUGAUAUUUGUAUAAGUAGGGUAGAAACGGUUUCUGAAAGUCCUACUCCAAGUGAGAAUGAUUUAACUAUUACUAUAGAGAAAUUAAGUCCAAAGAAAGAGAAAGACAAACAAAUCAAUUUAAAAGACAAGUUAAAGGAAACUAUACAAAAAAAAGGAAAAUCAUCAGGAGUGACCAUCACUCCAAUACCAUUGGAGAAGCUGCAAGAAAGCCAAAAGCGGACUCCCAUUUCCGAAAAAGAUGACUCUUCUAAUGUUGGUAAGAAACAAAAAACUGAUAAGGAUGAUGAGAAGGAGAAGAUUAGAGAGAUAAACAGAGCGGCGCAAAUACGAUGCAGAAAACGUAAGAAAAUCCAGUCGAAGAAAAUGGAAGAAGAGCUGAAAACUCUAAAGAGUGAGAAUUCUAAAUUGUAUUCGGAAAAUCAAGAUUUCAAGCAUAAAAUUUAUGCUUUAAAAGAGUUACUAGUGAAACAUAAAAAAGAAAAUACUGCUGAUAACACCACAAUUGUAAAAAACUUAGAAGAGAUUCUUAACUCAGCGCCAAUUGCGAGGAAAGAAACUCCAUCUGAAAAUGCGAAGCGAAAACCCAUAAAGCCUCCUAUUGUACCAGUGCCUCUUGUUCAACAUACUGCACAAAUACUUCAAAAACCAUUGAUAAUACAGUAUGUAGCUCCUGUUGCACAUUUGGCAUUGCCUGUGCCAAAUAAAUAAAUUUAAGGUUUGUUUUUAUGUUGUAUGAGCAGGUACCUAUAUGCCGGGUACUUUUUAAGUAAACUGAGUAGACACUAUUUUUGCAGAGUUUUAUGUUAAUCUUAAUAUUUAAAGGCUGGUGCUUCAUGUCCAUUAGAUUAAGUUGAGUUUUUGUCUUGAUGCUUAUUCCGUUAUGAUGCUGUAAUAAUUGUGACAUGAUUUAUGAGAAAACUAGCUUUAUAGGAAAAUAAUGUUACACUUACUUUUAUAUGAAUAUUUUGGUAAAAAAUUAAAAUGUUUUAUUGUUAAAAAGUGUAAUGAUUUAUAUUCCCAAUCAUACUGUACGAGUAUGUAUCAAUUUCAUGACAUAACAACAGCUGACAGCUGGCAACUAUUGUAUGAUUACUGAAAUUGUAUUGUACUGUAUUGUAUGAUUACUGAAACUAGUCGGGAAAUUGUUCCAUACCCCGAAAAUUAUUACACACCUGGGGAGUGGCUUACAUAAUUUUGUUAAGCUCCAUUAUUAUUAGUUAGAAUAAUUAGAUUGUGUUGUUAUUUGACAUUCUUGAUGUACCAACGGUGAUACAAGAUUUAUAGUAUUCAGAAACUAAAUAAAAAGGAUAAAUUUGAUCUAUUUUCUCCAAGGAGAUUAGAUGAAGGGAACCAAAGUCAUUUCCCCAAAUUGUAAAAAUUUAAUUAACGUCGUAGAAUAAAGGACAUAUUUUGGCAGUCAAUUGCCAUCAUCAGCUUGAAGUAGAGCUAGAUAUGUACAUACAGUGUGUCUCCGGAUAAGUGAAACGACUCUCAUAAAAAAUUAAAAAAUUCUCGAUUUAAAUUUUUAUUUUUUAGGAUACAGCCUUGCUUGGUUAAAGAUUAAUUUCUAACAUAAUUUUAGUUUAAAAAAAUCAAGUAUGCCUUGGAAAUUUUCAAAACAACUAAGUAUUUCUCUGUAAAGUGUCAUUUAUAUGGCAAAUACUAUAAAAAGUUGUUCAAAAUCAACAUUUAGGCCCUUAUACCAAAUUUUAAAAUCAUCG
Messenger RNA from Tribolium madens (black flour beetle), 2280 nucleotides. RefSeq lists its product as uncharacterized. Bases 155 to 1267 code for a protein of 370 amino acids. The record is from RefSeq and is a predicted model, not a curated record. NCBI's taxonomy places the organism in Eukaryota, Metazoa, Arthropoda, Insecta, Coleoptera, Tenebrionidae. Gene Ontology annotation, biological process: regulation of transcription by RNA polymerase II. The transcript is spliced from 3 exons. Gene Ontology annotation, molecular function: cAMP response element binding; DNA-binding transcription factor activity, RNA polymerase II-specific.